Messenger RNA from Populus nigra (black poplar), 1974 nucleotides. RefSeq names its product NAC domain-containing protein 7-like. NCBI's taxonomy places the organism in Eukaryota, Viridiplantae, Streptophyta, Magnoliopsida, Malpighiales, Salicaceae. The record is from RefSeq and is a predicted model, not a curated record. Gene Ontology annotation, molecular function: DNA binding. Bases 543 to 1613 code for a protein of 356 amino acids. The transcript is spliced from 4 exons. Gene Ontology annotation, biological process: regulation of DNA-templated transcription.
AAGCUUUUCCAGCAAUCAAGCUCCCACUUGAACGAUAAGAGAGAGAGAGAGAGAGAGAUUAUUAGGGCAUGUGUGUGCUUCUACUCAUUCUCAUUUCCUUGCUUCUUAUUUAACCAUCUCUCUUUUUUCUUCUCUACUCUUCAUGUACCUUUCUUUUUCUCUUUGGCAGCCCCUUCCCUUUACUUUCCUCGGGAUCUGAUCAUUCCCCUCUCGUUUAGUCUCUUUGGACAAUCAAAGGUUACAUUAAUCAAGAGUACAAGUGGUUGGGGGGUUUCAGUUCAAUUCCCGAGGAUCACUUUUAUUGCUUUCUUCAUUCUUGUUUGUUUGUUGCUUCUGUUCUGCGUUUUACCUUUUCUUUUCUGGUUCGGUUGCCUUGUUAAAAGGUUAAAAGGGAGUGUUAAAAGCUAGCUUAAAGUGUAUCUUUCCUUCGAGCUGAUUGGUGGGUUCGAGUUUGGAUUCAUUAGCAACGAGAUCUAACGGGGAGUUCUUACUUGGCAAGAGUGUAUUAUUCUAGCUACAGGAUUUCCAAGUUCUUGGAGGAGAUGAAUACCUUUUCGCAUGUUCCCCCGGGCUUCAGAUUCCAUCCAACAGAUGAAGAGCUUGUUGAUUACUACCUUAGAAAAAAAGUUGCUUCGAAAAGAAUUGAUCUUGAUGUCAUUAAGGAUGUUGAUCUCUAUAAAAUUGAACCAUGGGAUCUUCAAGAGUUGUGCAAACUAGGAACUGAAGAUCAAAAUGAAUGGUACUUCUUCAGCCAUAAAGAUAAAAAGUAUCCUACCGGAACUCGCACUAAUAGAGCGACAAAAGCUGGGUUUUGGAAAGCUACUGGAAGAGAUAAGGCUAUCUACUCUAGGCAUAGCUUGAUUGGCAUGAGAAAAACCCUAGUGUUUUACAAAGGACGAGCUCCGAAUGGACAAAAGUCUGAUUUGAUCAUGCAUGAAUAUCGACUGGAAACGAAUGAAAAUGGAACCCCUCAGGAAGAAGGAUGGGUUGUCUGCAGGGUGUUCAAGAAGAAAAUGCCAACAAUGAGAAAAGUUAGUGACUACGACUCACCAUGUUGGUAUGAUGACCAGGUCUCAUUCAUGCCAGAAACUGAUUCUCCAAGGCGAAUUUCUCAACCUUAUGCAUCAUACCUUCAUCAUUAUACUUGCAAGCAAGAGCUGGAGUUGCCAUACAAUAUGCCUCAUGACCCUUUCCUCCAGCUACCUCAAUUAGAAAGCCCAAAAGUUGCACAAUCAGCAGCAACUGCGAGUUGCAAUUCAGUUAUUGCUUAUGCUUAUGACAGGACCAAUGGGAGCACUUUGCAGUCAUCUACCCUUACACAAGAAGAACAAAUGCAGCAAGGCCACCAACAAAAUUUGAACUCAUUUUACAAUAACAAUAAUAGUGAGCAAGCUGUGGACCAAGUGACUGACUGGCGAGUUCUUGAUAAAUUUGUUGCAUCUCAGCUCAGCCACGAGGAUGCGUCCAAGGGAACCAAUAACUACUCCAAUAAAGCCACCUUUCAUGCAGCUGGGCAGAUGCAUAUGCUAGCCAACGAUUCCAAAAGGUCAGAGACUGCACAGGAAUAUGCCUCAACGUCGACUUCCAGUUGUCAAAUUGAUCUGUGGAAGUGAAGGCUUAUAUAAAGCUAAAAUAAUAGAAUAUGCAUACUAAUUAUAGGAACUACGUACAUUUAUAUGGAAAAAAAAGAAGUAUGAUAUCCAAGUUUCUGUACAUGAUAAAACUGAAAUGGUAUUGCUGUAGCUAUGGACUUACUGUGUCCAUACGGAGGAAUACUAGGUUACUGGAUAGAGAACAAAUGCCAAACAAAAAUAAGUUAGUACUGUCAGGUGGGAUGUAUAGCUGAGAUUUGUUGGAACUCACUUGAUCAGCUAUUGAAUGUUGGAUGUACUGCCUUCAAUUUGCAUUUGAAGGCAUUAUGAUUGUAAUGAUCGAUCGUUUUCUAUUUAGAUCAUCUCUGUAUGUUCAAUCUUA